AUGGUCACCGUUCCUGAGCAGGAACACUGCGUGGAGAACACUCUGAGCACACCCACGAGCUUCGGAAAAACUGGGGCAACGGGACAGGAGGGAAGAAAUGAUGGAGGAAGCCGGCAGAUAAGAACAGGACACCGACUUAAUUGUAAAACAAUCGAUCACGAGCUGCACGGCCCAGGGAGUCACGCCCCCGGUAACUCGAGCGAGGGACCCGGAAGGAACGCCACCGCCAACAACGAAUUUGACACUAUCGUCCUGCCUGUGCUUUACCUCGUUCUCUUUGUGGCCAGCCUCUUGCUGAACGGUCUGGCAGUGUGGAUCUUCUUCCACAUUAGGAACAAAACCAGCUUCAUAUUUUAUCUCAAAAACAUAGUGGUUGCUGACCUCAUCAUGACGCUGACGUUUCCAUUUCGAAUAGUCCACGACGCAGGAUUUGGACCUUGGUACUUCAAGUUCAUCCUCUGCAGAUACACUUCGGUCUUAUUUUACGCGAACAUGUACACCUCCAUCGUGUUUCUCGGGCUGAUAAGCAUUGAUCGCUACCUGAAGGUGGUCAAGCCAUUUGGGGACUCGCGCAUGUACAGCCUAACCUUCACGAAGGUUCUGUCUGUCUGUGUGUGGGUGAUCACGGCUGUUCUGUCCUUGCCAAACAUCAUUCUCACCAACAGCCAACCAACUAAGGAAAAUAUUCAUGACUGCAUGAAACUUAAAAGUCCCUUGGGAGUCAAAUGGCACAAGGCAGUCGUUUACGUCAACAGCUGCCUGUUCGUGGCUGUGCUGGUGAUACUGAUCGGGUGUUACAUAGCCAUAUCCAGGUACAUCCGUAAAUCCAGCAGGCAGUUCAUAAGCCAGUCAAGCCGAAAGCGAAAACAUAACCAGAGCAUUCGAGUGGUCGUGGCUGUGUUUUUCACCUGCUUUCUACCAUAUCACUUGUGCAGAAUUCCUUUUACUUUUAGUGACUUAGAGAGACUUUUAGAUGACUCUGCACACAGAAUCUUGUAUUACUGCAAAGAAAUGACCCUUUUCUUGUCUGCGUGCAAUGUGUGCUUGGAUCCAAUAAUUUACUUUUUCAUGUGUAGGUCAUUUUCAAGAAGGCUAUUCAAGAAAUCAAAUAUCAGAACUAGGAGCGAAAGCAUCAGAUCCCUGCAAAGUGUGAGAAGAUCAGAAGUUCGCAUAUAUUAUGAUUACACUGAUGUGUAGCAGGACCAAAGGCCACAAGGCCUUCCCUGUUUGUUGAAGUCAAUAUGUACAAAGUGUAAAUAAAUGUUUCUUUUGAUUAUC
Molecule: messenger RNA, 1278 nt
Organism: Diceros bicornis minor
Lineage: Eukaryota; Metazoa; Chordata; Mammalia; Perissodactyla; Rhinocerotidae
Gene: GPR87
Product: G protein-coupled receptor 87
Exons: 2
Coding region: 1-1197 (398 amino acids)
Biological process (GO): G protein-coupled receptor signaling pathway; negative regulation of adenylate cyclase activity
Cellular component (GO): membrane
Molecular function (GO): G protein-coupled purinergic nucleotide receptor activity
Source: RefSeq, a predicted model, not a curated record